AGGCUGGUGGGAGCCGGCGCCAAGAUGACCCAGGCGGAGAAGGGAGACGCGGAGAAUGGGAAAGAGAAGGGCGGGGAGAAGGAGAAGGAGCAGCCCGGCGUGAAGCGGCCCAUCGUGCCCGCGCUGGUGCCGGAGUCGCUGCAGGAGCAAAUCCAGAGCAACUUCAUUGUUGUCAUACAUCCAGGUUCAACAACUUUAAGGAUUGGUCGAGCCACCGACACACUUCCUGCUGGCAUUCCUCAUGUCAUUGCACGAAGACACAAACAACAAGGGCAGCCCCUAUACAAGGACAAUUGGCUCCUAAGAGAGGGACUAAAUAAACCUGAAAGUAAUGAACAAAGACAAAAUGGCUUUAAAAUGGUGGAACAAGCAAUAUGGUCUAAAAAGAUGUCAAAUGGUACAAGACGGAUUCCUGUGUCCCCUGAACAGGCACACUCCUACAAUAAGCAGAUGCGACCUGCAAUUUUAGAUCACUGUUCAGGAAAUAAGUGGACAAACACAUCUCAUCACCCUGAGUAUUUGGUAGGAGAAGAGGCCUUGUAUGUUAAUCCAUUGGACUGUUAUAAUAUUCACUGGCCUACCAGGAGAGGCCAGUUAAACAUUCACUCAGGCCCGGGGGGCUCCCUUACAGCUGUUCUGGCAGAUAUUGAAGUAAUAUGGUCCCAUGCAAUACAAAAAUACCUGGAAAUCCCACUGAAAGAUUUAAAGUAUUAUAGAUGUAUCUUGUUAAUUCCUGACAUCUAUAAUAAGCAGCAUGUGAAAGAACUAGUGAAUAUGAUACUAAUGAAGAUGGGUUUUUCAGGAAUCGUGGUCCAUCAGGAGUCUGUGUGUGCCACCUUUGGAAGUGGCUUAAGCAGUACUUGUAUUGUAGAUGUUGGGGAUCAGAAAACAAGUGUGUGUGUGGAAGAUGGAGUGUCUCAUCGGAACACUCGGCUCUGUCUGGCAUAUGGGGGAUCUGAUGUGUCAAGAUGUUUUUACUGGCUGAUGCAGCGAGCUGGGUUUCCUUACAGAGAAUGCCAAUUAACAAAUAAAAUAGACUGCCUUCUUCUGCAGCACCUUAAAGAAACUUUUUGUCAUUUAGAUCAGGACAUCUCUGGGCUUCAGGACUAUGAGUUUCAGAUUCGACAUCCAGAUUCUCCUGCCCUACUUUACCAGUUUCCAUUAGGAGAUGAAAAACUCCAGGCUCCAAUGGCUUUGUUUUACCCAGCAACUUUUGGAAUUGUGGGACAGAAGACGAUGACUUUGCAGCACAGAUCCCAGGGCGAUCCUGAGGACCCUCAUGAUGAGCAGUACCUUCUGGCCACUCAGAGCAAGCAGGAACAGUCUGCAAAAGCUACUGCUGACCAAAAGUCUGCAUCCAAACCCAUUGGAUUUGAAGAUCUUCGUGGCCAGUCCUCUAAUCUUCCAGAAAGACUUCAUUCCCAAGAGGUGGAUUUGGGGUCCUCCCAGGGAGACUGCCUGAUGGCUGGCAAUGAUUCUGAGGAGGCCCUCGCUGCACUGAUGUCCAGAAAGACUGCCAUCUCACUGUUUGAAGGGAAAGCCCUGGGCCUGGACAAAGCCAUCCUUCACAGCAUAGACUGCUGUUCAUCUGAUGAUACCAAAAAGAAGAUGUACAGCUCCAUCCUUGUGGUGGGAGGUGGUUUGAUGUUUCAUAAAGCUCAAGAGUUUCUGUAACACAGAAUUCUCAAUAAAAUGCCACCUUCAUUCAGACGAAUUAUUGAAAAUGUGGAAGUGAUCACAAGGCCUAAGGACAUGGAUCCCAGGCUCAUUGCAUGGAAAGGAGGGGCAGUGCUGGCUUGUUUGGACACAACACAGGAACUGUGGAUUUAUCAGCGAGAGUGGCAGCACUUUGGUGUCCGCAUGCUGCGGUAGCGGGCUGCUUUUGUAUGGUGA
Molecule: messenger RNA, 1893 nt
Organism: Microcebus murinus (gray mouse lemur)
Lineage: Eukaryota; Metazoa; Chordata; Mammalia; Primates; Cheirogaleidae
Source: RefSeq, a predicted model, not a curated record